AACCCGGACGGGCGGACGCCUCCGGCUGCGGCCCGACUUCCCUCCCCGAGCAGGAAGGGAGGGGGCGGGCGGAGCGGUGCGUCCCACGGGCCGCGCAUGCGCCGCUCACGGGCAGCCCCAGGAGUGGAAUCCAGUUGCCGGAUUCGCCGCUGCGCCGGGAGUGCGCCUGCGCGGUCUCCGGGUCCCUCCACCUCCACUUCCCCUCCCCCUGUCCCCCCUCGGGGGCUCCGGGUCCGGCGGGACCAUGUUCGCCAGCACCGGCUCCAGCGGGCUUUAUAAGGCACCUCUGUCUAAGAGUCUUCUGCUGGUCCCCAGUGCCCUGUCCCUUUUGCUGGCCCUUCUCCUGCCACACUGUCAGAGGUUCUUUGUGUAUGACCUCCAAGCAGUCAAGGAAGACCUCCAGAUUUGGAGGUUGAUAUGUGGAAGAAUAAUUUGCCUUGAUUUGAAAGAUACUUUCUGCAGUAGUCUGCUUAUUUAUAAUUUUAGGAUAUUUGAAAGAAGAUAUGGAAGCAGAAAAUUUGCAUCCUUUUUGCUGGGUUCCUGGGUUUUGUCGGCCUUGGUUGACCUCAUCCUCGUUGAGGCUAUUUGGUAUUUCUUUGGUAUUGCUACAGCCGGGAAUUUGCCUUCUGGAUUCCUGGCACCUGUGUUUGCUCUGUUUGUACCAUUUUACUGCUCCAUACCAAGAAUCCAAGUGGCACAAAUUCUGGGCCCGUUGUCCAUCACAAACAAGACAUUGAUUUAUAUAUUGGGACUACAGCUUUUCACCUCUGGUUCCUACAUCUGGAUUGUAGCCAUAAGUGGACUUAUAUCAGGCAUCUGCUACAACAGCAAAGUGUUCCAACUCCAGCAGGUGCUCUGCAUUCCCAGAUGGAUGGCAAAGUUCUUUUCUUGGACACUUGAGCCUAUCUUCUCAUCUCCAGAACCCACCACUGAAGCCAGAAUCGGGAUGGGAGCCACAGUAGACAUCCAGAGACAACAAAGGAUGGAGCUGCUUGACCGGCAGCUGAUGCUUUCUCAGUUUGCACAAGUGAGAAGGCAGAGACAGCAGGGAGGAAUGAUCAAUUGGAAUCGUCUUUUCCCUCCUUUACGUCAGCGACGAAAUAUAAACUAUCAGGAUGGUCGGCAGUCUGAACAACAAGCAUCUCCUCCUCUGGAGGUUUCUGAGGAACAGGUUGCUCGGCUCAUGGAGAUGGGAUUUUCUAGGGGUGAUGCUUUGGAAGCCCUGAGAGCUUCAAACAAUGACCUGAAUGUGGCUACCAACUUCCUGCUGCAGCACUGAGGGUCCUGAGUGGUGGAUAGAGACUGGCCAAGCUGCUGCCCCCCCCCCCCCAAGCGGGUGAGGUCCUGACCCUGAGGCAGCCUGGGGCCAGCACUGUCCUGGGCAUGCGUCCUCCUGUGCUCUCAUGGGCAAACGGUGGUCCCCGCCGCUCCUCCCUUCAUUCCAAGGCCAUUGCCGUUAAAAAAAGUCUCGAAAAUAAGUUUGCCAUUAAAUCAGCAUGUAUUUUUCUAUCUGCAUUUUUUUAAUGGGGCAUUUUCCUUCGUUUGGAAAUUCCUAAUGUGUUUAAAAUCCAUUAAAACUGCAAAUUUCUGUAAGCAAUGGAAUAGCACCCACAAUGGGAAAUUAUUGCUAAUAUAAUAUUCUUUCCACUGUAAUGUGACAGCCUACAUUAUAUCCGAUCAUAAAUCCCGUGACAGGGGAAUGUUAUUCAGGAAGAACAUGGCAAAGUAUUCCUUAUGGACUAUUUCUUAUCACUAUUUUUUCCCUCACAUUUGCUUUCAAACCCCAGUGGCUGCUGGGUGUCACCUUUUCUAGGGGGUGAACAGCACAGAUCUGCUGCACUCGGUCUUAGCCAGGCCUGAGUGAGGAAGGAGAAACAGAGAAGCAGAUCCUACUCCCCACAGUUCCUGCCCGUUUCAUCCAGGGAGUAUCUCUAACUCCUGCUCCUCCUCACUUCCAUUAAAGAAAAUAAUAAGUUCUGAUUCAAGGUUCUGGAAUACUCUGUGGAACUUAACUGGGGUUCCUUUUGCUCAGAAUAUGUGCGGUUAUCCUCUCAGGCUGGGGGUGAAAACAGGACAGAGCAGGGGCUCCCUGGAGCAGUGUGGGGCCCAGCCGCUCUGGAGGCAGGAGCUCCCCAGCCCCGUGUGACCUGAUGUCCAUGCCAGGCGGGGUGGACUGCCUGCAGAGGACACCGCCACAGGAGGGAGGGAGGCAGAGGGAGGCAGGGGUGGGCCUGGUGAGGGCCAGGGGAUGGAAGCAGGGCAACUGUUAAGAUCAAAGGCAAUGAUGUGACUCUUGUGUUCUGCAAAAGGAGCGGCAAUGUAUCAAAUUGAUGCAAAUUUGGACAAGUGUAAUACUUAUAAUAAAGUUUUUAAUGUGUUUUA
This is a messenger RNA of Nyctereutes procyonoides (raccoon dog), 2382 nucleotides long. It is a transcript of the gene UBAC2, whose product is annotated as UBA domain containing 2. Lineage: Eukaryota; Metazoa; Chordata; Mammalia; Carnivora; Canidae. The transcript has 9 exons. Gene Ontology annotation, molecular function: serine-type endopeptidase activity; protein binding. The record is from RefSeq and is a predicted model, not a curated record. Bases 245 to 1279 code for a protein of 344 amino acids.